This is a messenger RNA of Colias croceus (clouded yellow), 1120 nucleotides long. RefSeq lists its product as uncharacterized. The transcript has a single exon. Gene Ontology annotation, molecular function: nucleic acid binding. The record is from RefSeq and is a predicted model, not a curated record. NCBI's taxonomy places the organism in Eukaryota, Metazoa, Arthropoda, Insecta, Lepidoptera, Pieridae. Gene Ontology annotation, biological process: tRNA splicing, via endonucleolytic cleavage and ligation. The coding region runs from base 90 to 599 and encodes 169 amino acids.
UGAGUGAGAACAUUUAUGGUUAAAAUUUUUCAAAAUAAAUUGAUUACCUAGGUAUUUAUUCAUAAAAUAAAGAUCCCAGGGACCCAGAAAUGGACGUUGAAGUGAAAAUUAAGGAGGAUAUGAAGGCACUCGGUUGCAUCAAUGAAGAAAAAAUAUCGCUGGCGUAUCAUUUGUAUAUUUAUUUAGUUGAUGAACGUCUCAUGUACGAUACCGAAUAUUGUUACAAUAAAGAUAUAGAUACCCUGUAUAUAGUGGCCAGGCCAAAUAAAUUGCAUAAAAUAAACAUAUAUGUGCCCAUUCCGUGUUCAUUUGACUUGAGUUUUACUUAUAUAGGCAUGUUACAAGAAAAUUUGUGUACUGUAGAGACUGGCCCUGCUAUCAACUUAGCAUUUAUUGAAGAGGACUUUACCGUAAAUAUAUAUACAAUAACAAAACGACUAGAAACCCGUCAGAGUGAAGAAAAAACAGCACAAUUGAGAAUGAAGGAAGACAAACGGACAUUUAUUAAUAGUGAACUCAAAAAGAACAGGGAAAAUAUAUUAAAAGAUGCUUUGGAUGGAGGUGUGGUUGAUGAUGAUGAUUGUCAAAUAAUAGACUGAAAGUUCAAUGUGUAACAUAGUGUAUGUAUCAAAAGGCUGGAUAUAAAAUGGAUCCCUUACAACAGUGUGUGUUAUUUUUAAAUAAUAAUUUCUCAUAUUGUUAAUGCCUGGUCUGAUAGAUGAAACUUUUUAUUACCUAUGGUGUAGGUAUGUUCUGUUUUUUACAUUAUUUUAAUAUAUUCCUUUUGAAGCUAGUAAGUAAUACCCAGAAGCGUAUAAAAAUUUGAUGGGGGGGGGGGGUAAAGAUUUCUCACAAAAGCGCACGUUGGGGGCCCCCUUGGCGCGGGGGCCCCUAUAAUUGAUACGGCAGAUACGGCGGUAGCUACGACCCUAAGGUAAUACCUUUAAAAUUAGCUUUAAAUUAUAAAUUGUAUAUGUUUAGAUGAUCCAUAUAAUUAUUAUGAUGAUUGGCACCCCGGGAUGAUGGGCAAGUUAUUUUAAUAAUUUAUGAUCUAUAAUUUGUUGUUGUAUUCCAUUUUUAUACAUAUAGGGUGAGAAAUAAAAUAUGUUUUAUAAUUUUU